Molecule: messenger RNA, 2385 nt
Organism: Aspergillus terreus NIH2624
Lineage: Eukaryota; Fungi; Ascomycota; Eurotiomycetes; Eurotiales; Aspergillaceae
Exons: 1
Coding region: 1-2385 (794 amino acids)
Source: RefSeq, a predicted model, not a curated record
AUGUCGCAUACUUCUGGACCUUCCCAUGAGCUUACACCCCAAUCUACUACUGCAGUUCCCUUCCAGGUCACAAUUGAUGCGGGGGCAGCCUCAUCCGGAUUGAUCAACUUUUCCAUCAAUGCGUUGGCCCGAAUAUCUCACGCAGGGCUCGACCACUUUGCCUAUGGGGUAUGUGUUUUGGUCGGCCAUGCAAUAUCCUACAGUCCAGUGGGGAUGGAAAGAUUCCACCAAGCGCUGGAGAGGGCACCGGUCCAAGCAGGUUUUCAAAAGUUGCUUUGGUUUGGUUUUGGUCACAAAAGUCCCAUCCAGAUCCUUCUCGAAACGGAGUCUGGGUGUAGAUUCACUGCUCUAAGCGCCUGUCUUUCUGAGGUGUAUUCCACCAGCAUGGCCGGCCAAAUCAUGCUUGCCUUCAGCCGCAAAGUGUUCGAAAACGUGCCGGACGAACAGCAAAUCAAACUCCCGUCUCAAAUGCAGAUGACCUUGCUCGUGGAGAAAUGUGCUGGGAUACUCUCUGCGACCAGCUUCCCUCUCUGGGCCGAGCAGUACAUGGCUUUUGAUCACGAGUCGAUUGUAGGACAACACGCAUGGCGACAUGGUUCCAACAAAACGCGACGAACCCGCGGCGUGGCGAGUGCUACGGACAUUGCCAAAGCCCUGUACGCCAUUAUGGGGCUUCGCUCGGGGUCCACGCGCCAUCUAACUCUCGUCGGCGUCGCGGAUGCCGCUCUGAUUGCAGCAAUUGCCAAUUGGCUAUUGGACUUGAAGGUGAUCUUAUACACCAGUGAUCGGCAACAAGAAGACGACGUCUGGUUUCGCAACUUUUCCGACGACGAAGAACCCCAUCUCACUGUCAUCUACUCCAGAAAUCCGCGCCCGACAUCAAGCUUGAUCCAGCGAGACCGUACGAUUCAGCUACCUGAUGCAACGUCCCUAUUCAGAUCACACGCUGAAUUGAAGCCAAACCAUGAUUUUGUUGUCAGCGGACGAGUCUCGUGGACACAAGCUUUGUAUAGAACGUUUGGGGAUCAAUCGCACCUCCUUCUCAGUAUGCACGCUCCUUUCGGCUCUGCCAUGGGCAGUGCUGCGCGCAUCUUCUACGCGUUGGAGAAAGCAGACAGCAAUGUGCCACGUGAGUGGUUGCACAGGAGCACCGCGUACUUCCCUGUCAGUUAUGGCCAUGAUUUCAUCAAUUUCUCCGGAUUUCGAUUCCCGGAACUAAGCGACAAAGAUUUACAUGCCGCAAUGUUCAAUACAUUCAACACUGCGUUGUCUUACAGACAUGCGUGCGACAUAUUUAAAGAAUCCAUUGGCAUCUUAGCACACCAUUGCAGGUGCAAAAUCUGCGUUCCAACCCCUCCCCAGGGAACAACCCCUCGGUCAACCUCAUUCUGUCUGGUAGUUCUCACCACAGCCAUCAUUAGGCUGGUCCGAGGUCUUUCAGGCAUUAUUGCCACCGAGGGGCUAUGUCCCAGUAGAAAAGGUCUCGAGUACAUCUAUCGACUGCAACAAAUGCGAGUGUCACGGGUGAUUGGGGGCUCAGGGGGGGCGUCCAUCGUGGACGCGAUCAUUGAGUAUGCUAUCUCUGACUUGCAGUGGACGGAAGCAUCUCAACUCCGAUUUGCUGAAUACGUCUUCAAUGGGAGGCCAUUUGCAGACGAGCCCGAAGAGUCUGGGGUUUCUGCUACCGCAAGCAAUGGGCUUUGCUUCUAUCUUGAUAUCCUUCGAGACUUCACUGCAGUGGAUGCGAUGGAGAUGUGCCGCGUCAAUAUCAUACCAGGCCACAUAAUAUUCGAAAAUCGGCUCUACAGUCGCGUGGGGGAGAAGGCAACGCUCCUUUCCAAGAAGGGGGCGUAUAACAAACGGCCACAGGUCUGCAUCCCUGAAAGAGUGGUCCGGGCUGUCCAAAGUUGCAUAGGAGGUACCGCCAUGCUGAACGUGACGGAGACUAUGACUUAUGAUCGACAGCCGGCACUGGAGGUCUACUUUGAGAUCCUCAGGGAUGGUCAGGCAACAGCGCGCGUGGGCCCCUGCAAGAUAGUCCAGAAUAUUCCCCGUGGCAUUGGAAUGGUCCAAUGCCAAAACGAUGGCUGCAAUAGAUCAGAAGAAGCGAGAAAACUUCUAGACCGGAGUGAGGAGCGUGGGCCACUUCUCCGAACGAUUGUUGCCGACAAUCGGCAAGUAUACUUGUUUCGCGAUGAUGUUAUCAGUCGUCUGCUUGCCUUAUUCUAUUGCUGGGAGCCGCUCAUUCAACGGGAUGAAUGUUUGGCUUGUUGUGUGAGAUAUGGCUGCGAGGCCGGCUGGGAUAGCUUCGCAGUCCUUUGCAGGACGCAUGGUAACAGGAUUCCCAGGGAAUCGGCAUCAUUAUCCCUCGGCCAGUCGGUAUAA